Paraphaeosphaeria sporulosa is the source of this 467-nucleotide messenger RNA. RefSeq lists its product as uncharacterized. The transcript has 2 exons. The record is from RefSeq and is a predicted model, not a curated record. Lineage: Eukaryota; Fungi; Ascomycota; Dothideomycetes; Pleosporales; Didymosphaeriaceae. The annotation marks the transcript as partial.
AUGGGCGACGGAGAAAAUUUCAAUCUCGACGAAGAAAGCGAUGACGAAGACGACUACGAUGAGGAUGGUAUCAAUCUAUCUCCGAACCAAGAAUCUGCUCAAUCGACCAACACAAUACUUUCUUCGACUGACAUGAUGCCUUCCCCAACUGGAGGGGCCUGGUUUAGUCCCGAUGGGCACGAUGACGAGCUCAUGGCACUUUUCUCGAGCCACGAUGCGUUCCCAACCAUACCACCGGCGGCCAAUUUUGCCCAAGAACCUUUGGCUUCUAACUUAGGCACACUCGAGCAUUCGCUGUUAUCAGUGAAGCGCCCUCUACAUCCGGAAACAGGGCAAUUGUCAUUCAUUAACAACACCACAAGAGCUGAGGCCAAUGGCCUUGGCCAGAUUCAGGGUAAUAGCGCAGGCGAUCCCGCGAUCCCGCUGUCCCCGGGUGGUGGCGGUUUUUUCACAGGAGCCAAACUAGG